Molecule: messenger RNA, 1287 nt
Organism: Lycium ferocissimum
Lineage: Eukaryota; Viridiplantae; Streptophyta; Magnoliopsida; Solanales; Solanaceae
Exons: 2
Coding region: 462-830 (122 amino acids)
Source: RefSeq, a predicted model, not a curated record
UUCCAUUAAUUAUUCCAAUUUGGUUUUUCUUCAUUGAACCAGCAGAGGGUAGAACAGUCAUUUCACCAUUAGAUGGAAGCACCUUUGUUUUUCUCUCUCUAAUAACUACAAGACAUGUCCCUUUCUUUUCAUCAUUAAAAUAAAUUCUCAAGGAUCAGAAUUUUCAUGUAAAAAAAAGGUGCAGGAGCAGAGUUCCUGGAUGAUAUGAUUCUUGAUUGGGGGGUGUUUGGAAUUCACAAUCAGAGCGUCUUUCUUGAAAAUAUAGUUUGUUUACUUUUCCUGCUCAGUAUUUUUACUUAUUACUUUUGUUGGGAAUUUGGGACAUCAUUAUUUCAUGUGUCAGCUCAAGGGAGAAUAAUUAAUUGGUUGUCAUAUGAAAAUUUGGGUGUUUCAAUUGCUUUAUGAAGUCAAAGCUUGGAUCUUUUUCUCUUGUCAAUGGUCAUUCUUGAAAUGAGUUAUUGAUGAAGGAAAGCAGUUUGAUGAGGGUUUUGUUCUGCAAAAUCCAUUGUCCGUUUAUUUGUUUCUGUAAACCCUCUGCUGCUCAUCUUUACACUCCAGGCCCAUUGAAAUUGCAAAGUACCCAACAUGUUGUUUCUCUUCCUCAUCAACAAUCCGAGCUCAAAGAAGAGAGUCUAGAACCUUCUGGAAAUGGAAAUGGAAAUGGUCUUAAAAGCUGUAUUAGGAAAGGUCCUCUUGUUGGACCUAAGAGAGUUCAAUGGAUGGAUAACAUAGGAAAAGAACUUGUUGAGAUCAAGGAGUUUGAAUCCAGUGAAACUGGAGAUACUGACACUGAAGAGGAGACAAGACAUUGUCUAUGCAUUAUUCUUUGAACCAGCUUCUACUUCCAAGUGGCAGCAGGGAAAUUUCCUUUGAGCUUGUUGUUACUCAAAUCCAAGUAAUCAAGACUUGUUUGUCAAGAAAUCCAUCCUGGGAUCUGUCCUACAACACCACUAGACUGAAGGGAUAGUCCAGAUAAUACAUUGAGGCACUAUCUUGGCAUUGUUGUUCCAUUUGUAUGCAUUUUUUCCAAGAAACAGAUUUUUCAGAGCCUUCAUGUUGAAGACCAAGAUGGAAUUCACCACUAUGCAUAUUUUUAUCCAACUUAAGAGUCUCCAACUUGGUAAUGUUCUGUAUUGAACUUGGACUAACACCAGUCAGCUUGUUCUUGCUCAAGGCCAAAGUAGAGAUUUGACAAGCUCCCAGUCUCGGUUAGAAUCUGCCGUGAAGCAGAUUUUCCUUUAAAUCAAACACUUGCAAUCCCUUCAAGUUCAAUACUGAAAGUGGGAU